Messenger RNA from Ogataea haglerorum, 3138 nucleotides. RefSeq lists its product as uncharacterized. Gene Ontology annotation, biological process: transcription by RNA polymerase II; RNA polymerase II preinitiation complex assembly. The record is from RefSeq and is a predicted model, not a curated record. Lineage: Eukaryota; Fungi; Ascomycota; Pichiomycetes; Pichiales; Pichiaceae. The transcript has a single exon. Gene Ontology annotation, cellular component: transcription factor TFIID complex. The coding region runs from base 1 to 3138 and encodes 1045 amino acids. Gene Ontology annotation, molecular function: histone acetyltransferase activity; RNA polymerase II general transcription initiation factor binding; TBP-class protein binding.
AUGCCACAAGCUGACGACGAAGAUUUUGACACAGCUUUGACUGGCCAGAUUGGCCUGGCGAAUCUGGACAACAUGUUCGACGGUUCUACCGAGCACGCGGCAGACGCUGUUGACUUCGAGGACGAGGAAGAGCUGGCCGAAGAAGAGGAAGAGUCGUCCAAAGAGGAGGCACGCGAGGAGCCAGAGGAGGAAGAGGGAGAGGAAGAAGACGAUGAUUUUAUGAAAGAGCUCCAGGAGGAGGCGAUGGAGGGAGUUGAGGAUGAUGAAGGAGAGAAUCGUGGAGGGACAAUAUUUGACAACAAUGUGACAAAUAUUGGACUCACCGAUCUUGACUACGAGCACACGCAAGGUCUAGACGAACACGAUGGGAUGGGAUUCGCACAGGAUUUAGAGGACGAAUAUGAUGCCGAGACAAGAAGAGCCGUAUUCGAGAAAAAACGUCUUGCGGCAAGGCAGAAAUUGCUUAGGUUGUAUUAUCCAACAUUCAAGCGCGGGAAACCGAUACGAAUGCAAACUCUCUUUCCGAUAAUACCGUUGCGAUACAGUUACCAAGUUCCCCCUCCAAUUAAGCGUCCACUGCUGCCCACGAAGCUGACUUUUGAAUUCCAAACAGAUACCCGAAAAGCAUUCAGAAAUGCCACUAAAUUAUCCACUGCACAAGAAUCCAAAACACAGCAAAGAAUAAUUGAAAUCUCUGAAACAGAUCUGCAGAGCGUACAGGUGGAGCCUGAGAAGCCCGAAGUGGCGAAGCAAUCAAUACAGGAUUUUGGCAAUGAGAUUGCAAUUGCCACAGCCGACUGGGACGACGAUCAGAUCAUCGAAGGGUACGAACUUGAUCUACCUGCUACCAAGAGACUCAAGCUUGACUGGGUGGAUUCAGAUGGAUGGGAUGAUGAGGAAGAUGAGCUCAUAUUUGAUGGAUCGCUCAAUAUGGAACUGUUGAACCUCAAGCUUGAUCAGAACGACCCACAUAUGCUGUUCACCAAAGAAAAAAGCGAGAAAGAGGAAGUCGCCGCAAGAAAAGCAAUUUUGGCCAAGAUCCCUACCAACGAAAAAACCCUGGAAUUGCGCUUCAAGAUUUCUAACGACAAAGAGUAUGAUCAACUAAGAAAGAGCUACCGAACCAAGGUGAGAGCCACCAUCGGUAAUAUGAAUAUUGACCACUCGAUGCCGGCGCUCAAGUUGCAGUUCCCAUACUAUAAAGUGAGACUCUCUGAGAGAGAGAUGCGGUUCCCUCAUAGACCGCAGUUCACUGUCCGUCCUAAUACAAUCAUGGUGUUUUCCAAGGUGAAAACCAGAAAGAAAAAGAGAGAUAAAGGGAAGGAGCCGCGUGAGAUAUUCAAAGAAUCUUCUGAUUUGACGUUAGGAGACUCUGCUAACUUCUUCAUGUUGGAGUACAGCGAGGAAAACCCUAUCGUGCUCAAUAAUUUCGGUAUGUGCUCUAAACUGAUCAACUACUACCGAAAACUCAAUGAAGAUGACACUAUGCGUCCCAAACUCCCUGUGGGAGAAACACACGUUUUAGGCUUGCAGGACAGAUCUCCUUUUUGGAAUUUUGGAUAUGUGGAACCAGGACAUAUAGUUCCCACGCUGUACAACAGAAUGAUCAGAGCACCUAUUUUCAAACACGAGCCACUCAGCACCGAUUUCCUGCUGAUCAGAAGCUCAGGAGGAGGGUCUUCGCAAAGAUUCUUCCUUCGUCCGGUCAACUACGUCUUCACUGUUGGCCAGACGUUACCAGUGAUGGAAGUUCCUGGGCCUCAUUCAAGAAAGGUGACAGCGACCUCCAAGAACCGACUCAAGAUGGUUGUCUAUCGUGUUCUGAAUCGAAAUGAAGAACGCAGAUUACUAGUCAGAGACAUUGCAGAUCACUUUCCAGAUCAAAACGAUAUGCAGAAUCGUCAACGAUUAAAAGAAUUUAUGGAAUACCAAAGAAGUGGAAAUGACCAAGGUUAUUGGAAAGUAAAGCUCACAGAUACCCUUCCCAAUUACGAGGAAAUAAGAAACAUUGUAUCGCCUGAGGACAUUGCUUUGCUCGAUGCCAUGCAGGCCGGCAAUCAAAGAUUAGAGGAUCUAGAUUCCUACAAGCGAGAAAGGCUGGAGGAUGGAACUCCAAAUGCCAGUCUCACUGUCCAAUCUCCUGCCAAUGAAGCAGGAUCGAAAAAGGAGCGCGAUCUCAUGGCAAACGAUGGUCCUCUCUCCGUUCAGCUCGCACCGUGGAAUAUUACACGCAACUUUGUUGCCGCCACUCAUGGAAAGGCCAUGCUUCAGAUUUACGGUGAAGGAGAUCCUUCAGGAAGAGGAGAGGCGUUUUCUUUUUUGAGAACUUCCAUGAAAGGAGGUUUCAUCAAGAAUGCGGCAAACCUGAGCGAGGGGAUUGUUCUUCCUCCAAAGAAUCCCGAGAAAGAAGAAAAAAAGAGCAGUAUAACGCAUACGUACAACGUGGCCAUCCAGCAAAAGAUCUAUGAGAAAGAGAUCGCCAAGGUCUGGUUCAAACAAUGGAAAGCUCUCAGCAAAUCCAGAAACAGCGACAAACCUCGGCCAGUUGAUCCAAAAGAGCUGGACGACACGAGAAACCUGAACAUAGCAAAUGAGACCCUUAAUCGCGAAGUGGGCGGAACAGAAAAGCCACGGUAUCUCAAAAUUGUUAGAAUGGUCAAGGAUUCCUACGGCAUCUUGCAGAGGCGCGUAGAAAUUGUGAAGGAUCCGAAAGUGGUGGAAUUGUACGUUAAAAGACGACAACGAAAGCUCCUGGAGGAUCCAAUGGAGCUCGACACCGAUAACAUCGUCCUGACCAAUGAUGCAGAGGAAAAUAAAAAGGUCAAAAAGAAGCUGGAGGAGGAGCUUGCUAAACUUCAGAAAAUGCAAGAAAAGAGAAAGAAAAAGGGUCUCAAUACAAUCAAUAUCGAUAGCGAGGGCCGCAUCAGCGGCAAGGGUAUUGGAAAAGGCAAGUCUACUAGCAGAAGAUGCGCUACAUGCGGUGCUUUGGGCCACAUCAGAACUAACAAAACUUGUCCGUUGUAUUAUACUGUCCACAACAAAUCAAAUCCUAACUACAUUCCUGGAACGGAAGGAGCUGUUGAUUUGUUGCAGAACGAGAACGAAGCUCCUCAGCAGAACGAAACGCAGCCUCUUUAG